CUUCCGCGUCCAUCCGUGUGUGCAUCAAACGUCACACACAAAGCACUGCGGUGACUUGGUGGUCCACUAGUUAAAUGAUCACAUAUCACCCCGCAACACUGGUGCCGUCCCAUGCAGUUGCUUGCGGCAGCAUCGAAAGUCUCACCACACGGAUGCAUGUAUCCGGCUGGCAUGGUGUGCAGAGAGUGAAGAGAGCAGGUGUGUCUGCGGCCGCACAGGGCACCGCGCAGCACACGUAGAUGUGUGCUGGGCGUGACGUGCACGGCGGGUAACGGACCUGCCCACCUCCCAACCCUGCCACCACACCACAGCACACCACACCAAACCAUCGCAGCCCUUCCGAGGCGAAUCAGCUGAGCUGCGUUGCAGCUAAAUGGGUGCGGUGCAUUCACACACACACACCUGAUGCAACCAACACAGCCACGCACUCGCCCACACACACAGAAAUUGCCCAGAUGGAUGCAACAUCUCCCUUCGGGAAGGCACAUACACACACCUCGGGGACACAGAGCGAUCGACCGACACAACAAAAACGCCAUACAACAUACAUAGAUCCCCGCCGUCAAAACGAGUGAGUGCGCCGUCUUGAAAAUCGCCCGCCCGCCUCGUCUACCAAGCACACUGCUGUGGGGCAUGGCGUGUGGGCGCCUUGGCUCUACUUGAACCACUCAUCCAUCAACCACUCAUCCAUCAUCAGCAGGUCAGCUCACAGCAGGGCAUGAAAUGUGAAGGGAUAACGGAUGUGUACAUACUUACAGACAGGGAGGGGAGGGGAGGGAGACGGAUGAGUCAGUCAGUCAGUCAGCUAGACAGCCAGCAUAGGUAGAUUCUAUCUACCAGAGGGUGUGUCCACCGUCGAUGGUCAGGUUGAUGCCCGUGAUGUGGUCCGACGCACUCGACGCCAGCAGCAAUACCGCACCCUGAUGAUGACAUACACCACAACACACACAACACACGUAAUGCACCCUGAUGGAUGGAUGGAUCGGAUCCAUGGCACUCUCUGUCUGGGCGACUGUCACUCACCUGCAGGUCGGUGAAUUCGCAUAGCUUGCCCUGAGGGUUCUGCUCGUACCACAGCGACACCAGCGGCCGCAGCGCCUCGGAGUUCUCAAUCAACGCCGAACGCACGAUGCCCGGAGAGAUGCAGUUGACCUGCACCACACACACCGGCACUCCUCGUGUGGAUGUGCGGGGUGGGUCACACACCUGAAUGUUUUUCUUGGCCCAUUCUGAUGCGAGUGUCUUGGACAGCUGCAGGACGGCGGCCUUUGACGCGUUGUAGGCCGUCUGGUUCUGCGGGUGCGGCACCCACGUGGCGGCCUGAAGAUCGAUCGACACACAGCAAUGGGAUGGAUGGAUGGAUGUCGCCCCUGCGCUGCGUGCUUUGUCUGACCAUUGAUGCGGUGUUGAUGAUUUUGCCUCCUCCCUGCUUCAUCAUCUGCUUGGCCUCGGCCUGGCACCAGAAGAAGGUCGACUCGGUGUUGAGCUUGAACGUCGCCUGCCACUCCUCACGACUCGUGUCGACUGAUCAGCACACCACACACACCACACAGACGCGCGUGGGCGGGCGAAUGGCGCGUGUGCCGCGUCUGUGUUGGCUGAGGACUCACUGGAGUCUGAGUUUUUGUUCAUUCCCGCGUUGUUGAUGGCGACGUCCAGGUGACCAAACGUCUCGACGAUCUUCCCAAUGCACCGCUCGGUGUCCUCCUGACCGACACACAUCAGACGUCAGAGAGGUGAGUGCCACGUGUCUGUCUGUCGGUCGGUCUUGUGGGUGUCCUUACCGCUUUCGUGACGUCGGCCUGCAGGGCGAGUGCGCCGACGCCCUUCUUCAUCAACUCACCGGCCACAUCGGCAGCCUUACCGCCCUGACACACAUGCACACACAGCCACACGGACGGAUGUGUGUCGAACGACGGACAGGGCCACGUCUUCUGUUUGUGCUUUUUUGGCUCACGUCCAGAUCGAUGAGGCAAACACUGGCACCAGCAUCGGCCUGAGAGAGGACAGAGGAGAGGGACAGGUGAGUGUGUAUAGCCUCGACAGGUGCACCGCACCGCUGCAUACCAGUGCGUGUGCGUAUGCUCGUCCGAUGCCCUGGCCGCCGCCCGUGACGAGGGCCACCUUGCCGCGGAGGGACAGACGGUCAAACACACUGGGCGCCUGCAUGACCGCAUCGCCAACCACUUAACACACACAACACAACACAACACAACACGACAUCCAUCCCUUGACGUGGGUGGCUCAGUGUUGUUCUGUGUUGCUGUUUACACUCAGUGGGUUCCCGCCGCACGAGCGUGAGGCCAUCCCUGACACACACAAACACACAUCACGGCCUUGUCCGUCCCUCCAUCCCUCCAUGCAUUCAUCCAUCCGCCCUGUCACCCCUGCACCCAUCCAUCGCACCUGACGGGCAGCAUGACCAUCUCGAAUCUAGGGUCGCUCCGCACCUUCUUGUUGAACUCGCGGAUGGCGCUACCGCCCACGUCAUCGGCGUUGUAGUCACUGUACACCCGGCCCUUCAUCAGCGAGUUGUCGAUGCCGAUCACACCACCCGGCGCAACCAUGUCGCGGUCGAUCAGCAGGUCCCAGUACACCGUGUAGCCCACCUUAUCUGUGCACAAAGAACUCACAAAAAGAGGCACAUGUCCAUCCUUUUCUAUAUGGGUGUGUGUCUGGGGGUCUCUGCUUCACCGGCGUCCAUGAAGACGAAGUCGAAUUUCUUGUCCCGCGUGGACACGUCCAGCUCCUUGAGCGUCUUGGCGGCAUCGCCCAGCUCGAUGCGGAUCUUCUUGCCGUGUGGCGAGCCGGCGAUCCUCUGCUGCACGAAGUCCUUGAGGUACGGCUCGAUCUCGCAGGUCACCACCUGUCCGUCGUCGGGCACCCCCUCGGCCAUGCAGAGUGCACCGAAGCCAGUGAACAUGCCGAUCUCGAGGACACGCUUGGCCCGCAUGAGCUUGACGAGCAUCUUCAGGACCACGCCCUCGUGCUGGUUGGUCACCAUCUCCUUUUUGAGCUUGAAUUGCGUCUUGCCCGCCAUGUACACCUCCGACCAGGGGUGCACGACCGAGUCCUGCCAGAUCUUCUGAGCCACGUCCGACGCCUGCAAAGAGGAGAGCAGUGGCAGCAGCGCGGGGCAUGAGCAAGCGCGUGGUUCCGGGCGCGCGUGUGUGUUUGUUGGCCUACCGGUGUGGAAACUUGCUCGAGGUACGGGUCAAGGCCGCGCACGAUGCCCAAUGCAUCCUUGACGUGCUCUUUCACCUUGGCCACGUCACUGUCGGGCGUCUCGAGCGCUGCCUUCAGCAGGAAGGUGGCCACCUCCUGCACCAACACACAUUCACAUGCUCGUGAUUUACGGCUUCUGUCUGGCUACCGGCGUCGUGCGGUUACCAUUGGUGUGUCUGGCUGUCCUGUGGCAUUGAUGUCGCCGUUCAUCCCAUUCAUCUCUUCGUGUCUCUUCACCGCGGGCAUAUUUCGAAGCAGCGUGCACUUUGAAACGACGGCUUCUGCAGAUCUGAGCAGCUCUCAACACCACUACAACUGGUGGACGACGACAUACG
Molecule: messenger RNA, 3560 nt
Organism: Vitrella brassicaformis
Lineage: Eukaryota; Vitrellaceae
Source: the annotation of a GenBank genome assembly